CUCCCUGUCUCCCAGCUUUUGCCCCGCCCCUACCCUUAUAAACUCCGCCGUUAGGCCCACCCCUUCCCCCGAGUACCUCCGAUCUUCGUGUUGUAGCUCCACCUUUUCCCCCGAAACCCAGCGGUAUCUCCGCCCCUGCCGGCAGCCCAGUCCCCGAGCGGAGCCGAAGCUUUCCGGAGAUUGCCGAGGGUCCGUCCUGCCGGACUGCUGGAGGCGGACGCAGCGCCAUGUUGGAUGCUCCGCUUUCUGAGUGAGGAAAAUCCGCCGGCUCUGAGCAUCCCCGAAGCGACAGCGACAGCCGCCCCCCCGGGCCGUGUCCCUCCCCCAUGAGGAUCGGGUCUUGAGCCCCCUGCUGCCUCCCUAUUGCCCCUGUGCCCUGGGGGGCCCCGCUCUGCCAUGAGUCUCCCGCAGAAAGCGGCCCUCAAGCCCGCCGCACCGACCGGCACCGGAGCCCUAGUGGUUGGGCCUCCCCCCAGUGCCGCCCCUCCCGCCGCAGCCCCCUCCGCCAUCCGGGCCCUUCAACCGCCGCCUCAAAUAUCCAGGGGAGCCCUGCAACAGAGCCUCGAUGAGCGAAUCUUCUCCCCCUCCGCCGUUUCUGCCGUCUACAGCACAGUUGCAGCACAGGUAGCCAGGCAACCCGGCCCUCCGGCCCCUUCUCCUUAUUCUACUCAUGAUUUAUCCAAGGGACACCCUAAUCUGGCUGCCACCCCUCCAGGGCAUGCCGCCUCCCCAGGAUUGUCACAGGCUUCCUAUGCGUCGGGCCAGAGCCCAGCAGCACCCACCCUGGUGUACCCUCAGCCACCGCAGACUAUGAGUACUCAGCCCCAAAAUCGCUCACCAUUUGCAGCUGGACCCCGACCUGCCCAUCACCAGGGAGGAUUCAGACCCAUCCAGUUUUUCCAGAGGACCCAGAUUCAGCCUCCCCGUGCCGCCAUCCAGACUAGUAGCCCCUCCAUCCGGGCCGGGGCCCAGACCCCAACUGCGGUCUAUCAAACCAACCAGCACAUCAUGAUGGUCAAUCAUCUGCCGAUGCCAUAUGCAAUGCCCCAGGGGCCACAGUACUGCAUUCCCCAGUACCGACACAGUGCCCCCCCAUACGUGGGGCCUCCCCAGCAGUACCCAGUUCAGCCGCCUGGUCCUAGUCCGUUCUACCCCGGCCCGGGGCCCGGAGACUUUCCGACCCCCUAUGGAGCCCCGUUCUACUCGAGCCAACCCGUGUACCAGUCUGCGCCCAUCAUUGUGCCUACCCAGCAGCAGCAGCAGCCGCCUCCCCCUGCCAAGCGAGAGAAGAAGCCGAUUAGAAUACGAGACCCCAAUCAAGGGGGCAAAGAUAUCACAGAGGAAAUCAUGUCGGGAGUAGGCAGUCGGAACUCCACCCCGCCCAUCCUCAGACCCAACUCUACGCCGACGCCCCCUCAGCAGCUGCCUAGCCAGGCGCCCGAGCACGGCCCAGUGGUGUACGGGACUAUGGAGAGUCCUCAUCUCCCAGCGACUUUCCCUGCCGCUCCUGUCAGCGAACCCAAACCAGAAGAGAAGCCCAAGCCGGAGCACACCGUAAAAGCCACGCCCCCCCCAUGUGUGCGGCCCGACCCCGUAGAUAUUGGCACCAGUGAUGUCAUCGAGCAGACGCCCAGACCCGCCUCCUCUGAGCGCCCCGAGCUCCAACCGUGUCUUCUGCCGGGGGUAACGGCCGCCCCUAUCGUGGUACCCAUUGUGCCCACCGCCCAAGCCUUUCCUUGCCACCUGGAUGAUACGAGGGGCAGCGAGAGCCCGGCAGAGGUGCGUGCCCCCACUCCCAGCACCCCGCAAGAGUCAGACCCGGCCGAAACGGAGGAGGUGGUAUGCAAGGACCCUGUGGGGCAAGUGGCGCCCGCUGAUGCCCCUCUGCCUGCCUCUGCUUUGCCUGCUCAGGAAAUGAAUGGCCUAGGGGACGAUAUGGCCGGUACGGCGGCCGGCGCUGCAGGGGAGGAGUCGGCCCUGGCAGAAGUGGAUUUGCCCGAGGUGCCCGGUUUGGCUGCGCCAAUGGAUGCAGACGCUGAAUGCACUACUUCUUCCAACGUGCCUCUUUCCUCCCCGGCUCUGUCUGCCUCCCCACUGCCCGACUCUCCUCCUCCUCUCAUUGCUGCUAGCCUCUCCCCCCCUGCCAGCGCCCUCGCCACCCUCUGUGCCCAAGAUGUGGCAGAGCAGGAAGAUGGCAGAGCCGCCACCCUAGAGAGUGACGGAGAGGGACAGGGCAAAGGGAGAACCGAGGGGGACUCCGAGCUGGAAUCCAGUGUUAAACUCCUGAGCAUCAACUCCAAGAAGAGCCCUGUGGAAGCCCCGGCCGCCAUAACUGCACCAAAGAUGUGGCAGAAACCAAAAGAUGAGAGUCCAGACAUAGAGGAGAUCUCACAGUCAGAGACCGAGCCACAAUAUGAGGAUGAUCCCCUAGAGGACAAAGUCACAGAAUUGGAUCAAGACCCAGUCACAUACAGCGGUACCAGCACAAUGGAGGUGGAGCAGCUGUACCUUAACAAUGCCAAGCCACAGGAGCAGAAUGGGGAGGUGGAGCCUAUACGCAAUGGGGCUGAUGCCGUCUCUGAGAGUGAAGGCACCGAUAUCCCAUCAGGCACUGAGGAAGGCUUGGCCUACCCUUACAGUAAAGCAGGAAUCGGUGCAGCCGAGCAACCCCCCGACCCCUCUCAGGAGCCCCCGGCACCUCCACAGUCGGCUGAUGGGAAGCGCCAGUACGACCGUGACUUCCUGCUGGGGUUCCAGUACAUGCCCGCGUGUGUCCAGAAGCCCGAGGGCCUCCCCCCCAUCAGCGACGUGGUUCUGGACAAGAUCAAUCAGCCCAAACUGCCCAUUCGGGCCCUGGAUGCUCGGAUGCUGCAGCGGGGGCCAGAUUUCACCCCUGCCUAUGCUGAUUUUGGGAGACCCGCCCCUGGGGGCCGGGGCAUGCCGCUGCUGAGUGUGGGCCCCCGGCGCUCCCAGCCGGGACAGAGGCGAGAGCCCCGAAAGAUCAUCAUGAACAUCUCCGUCAGCGACGACGUCCAUCUGAAGAAAUCGGAAAACGCCUGGAAGCCCAGCGUCAAACGGGAUAGUCUGCCGGAGGAUCCGGAUAGCAUCAGAACUCAGGCCCUGUUCCGCAAGGUCCGGAGCAUUCUCAACAAGCUCACCCCUCAGAUGUUCAACCAACUGAUGAAACAGGUGACGGAUCUGACGGUGGACACAGAGGAGAGGCUCAAAGGGGUCAUUGACUUGGUCUUUGAAAAAGCAAUAGAUGAGCCCAGUUUCUCCGUGGCCUAUGCCAACAUGUGCCGCUGCCUUGCCACGCUGAAAGUGCCGAUGGCCGACAAGCCGGGGAGCACGGUGAAUUUCCGUAAACUGCUGCUCAACCGCUGCCAGAAGGAGUUUGAGAAAGAUAAAGCUGACGACGAUGUUUUCGAGAAGAAGCAAAAAGAUCUAGAACUGGCAACAACGCCAGAGGAGAAGUCUCGGCUACAGGACGAACUGGAAGAGUCUAAAGACAAAGCCCGGCGCCGGUCCAUUGGGAACAUCAAGUUUAUCGGAGAACUAUUCAAGCUGAAGAUGCUGACAGAAGCCAUUAUGCACGACUGUGUGGUCAAGCUGCUUAAGAACCAUGAUGAGGAAUCCCUUGAGUGCUUGUGCCGGCUACUCACCACCAUCGGCAAGGAUCUGGACUUUGAGAAAGCCAAACCACGUAUGGAUCAGUACUUUAACCAGAUGGAGAAGAUCGUUAAGGAGAGAAAAACCUCGUCUAGAAUCCGCUUUAUGCUGCAGGAUGUCAUAGACCUCCGGCUGAGUAACUGGGUGUCCCGCCGGGCAGACCAGGGGCCCAAGACCAUCGAGCAGAUCCAUAAAGAGGCCAAGAUAGAGGAACAGGAGGAGCAGAGGAAAGUGCAGCAGUUAAUGACCAAAGAGAAGAGGAGACCAGCAGGGGUGCAGAGAGUGGAUGAAGGCGGAUGGAACACUGUGCAGGGGGCAAAGAAUAACAGGGUGCUGGACCCUUCCAAGUUUCUGAAAAUCACUAAGCCCACUAUAGAUGAGAAGAUCCAGUUGGUUCCCAAAGCUCAGCCUGGCAGCUGGUUAAAGGGGAGCAGCGGAGGUGCCAAGGCUAGUGAGACUGAAUCUCUGAGACCGGGAGCCCCCAGCCUGAACAGGUUCUCUGCUCUGCAGCAGCCGCUCUCCUCUGUGUCUUCCUCCUCCUCAUCGUCCCCCUCUGAGCUGGACUCUCGCAGGUUACUAACCAGCAGCCGUGGAAGCACGGGGCGAGAGAAGAACGACAAACCCUCUGCGCCCUCCUCCAUCCCGUCUGCGCCCCGACCCGGCACCCUCCUGCGCGGCAGCAGCAAAGACUCGGCCGACAAUCAGGAAGAGCUGCGCCGGGAGACGCUCCAGACGGUCAAACAGCUGACGAACGUCGCCGAACCCGACAAGAACACUGUGCCAGAGAGACGGCCCAAAGAGCCAGCCAAGUCCGAGCCGUCGGAACCAGACAAACCCACCCUGUCAGAGGAGGAGAUGGAGAGGAAAUCCAAGGCCAUCAUUGAUGAGUUUCUCCAUAUUAAUGACUACAAGGAGGCCAUGCAGUGCGUCGAGGAGCUCGGUGCCAAUGGGCCGCUCUCAGUCUUCGUACGACAGGGGGUGGAGUCAACGCUGGAACGGAGUCAGAUCACCAGGGAUCACAUGGGUCAGCUCCUCUACCAGCUGGUCCAGUCUGGCAAACUCAGCAAACUGGACUUCUUCACUGGGUUCUCGGAAACGCUGGAGCUGGCCGACGACAUGGCGAUCGACAUCCCGCACAUCUGGCUGUACCUGGCGGAACUGGUAACCCCCAUGUUGAAAGAAGGCGGGAUCUCUCUACGAGAGCUGAUAACAGAGUUCGGCAAAGCUCUGCUCCCUGUGGGACGCGGAGGGGAAUUAUUGUCGGAAAUAUUGCACCUUCUAUGCAAACAAAUGAGCCAUAAGCGAGUAGCCGCGCUUUGGAGAGAGACCGGCCUUCGGUGGAGAGACCUCUUACCUGAAGGAGAAGACGUCCAGAGCUUUGUCAGCGAGAAGAACUUGGAGUUCACGCUGUCGGACAGCUCGAGUCCCUCGGAGAAUCUCUCCAAGAAGGAGAUGUCGGCAGAAGAGCUGCACAAGAGGCUCGAGCAACUCAUUAUCCAGGAGAAGGCUAACGACGAGCAGAUAUUUGAUUGGGUAGAGGCCAGCCUAGAUGAGAGCCAGAUGAGUUCGCCCACAUUCCUUAGAGCUUUAAUGACGGCGGUGUGCAAAGCGGCAAUUUUAGGGGACUGUUCUUCCUGCCGCGUAGACAUCACCUUCCUCAAGCAGAGGGUUCCGGUCCUGCUAAAGUAUCUGGACUCGGACACAGAAAGAGAACUACAAGCACUUUAUGCACUACAAGCAUUGAUAGUAAAACUUGAUCAGCCUCCCAAUGUGUUGCGCAUGUUUUUCGAUUGCCUCUAUGACGAGGAGGUGAUUUCGGAGGACGCUUUCUAUAAGUGGGAGAGCAGUAAGGACCCGGCAGAACAAGAGGGCAAGGGGGUAGCACUAAAGUCGGUCACAGCCUUCUUCACUUGGCUCCAGGAGGCAGAGGAGGAGUCGGAGGACAAUUAGGAAGUUCCAUCCAAUGAGAGCCCGUCGCUUGCCCCCCGGAGACGCCGCCAACGCCGAGCAGUUUCAGCCUCUUUAUAUCUUUAGCUUUUGGGUUUUUCUCUCUUUUGUUCCAGUUUUGCCAGUCAGGGUACAGCCAAUUGGAUUCCCACAGGGGGGGUGGGCGUGGCUAUUGGGAAAGGUGCCCCAACCAGUGUUAAGAUGGGGGAGAUGUGACCCCCCAAACGGCCGAGGGGGGACUGACCCCCUUUCCCACAUUCUAUUUAUUAGAGUCGAUAUUUUCUGUUUUAAAACUUCCCAUUUUAUUUUAAAGAACCCCCAAACCCAGAGACUCGCCCCAAAACUGCCGAUCAUUGGAAAGAGAAAUAAUUUAUUCCUUUACAGACGGGUGGCGCCAGUGACCCACUAACCCCCUAACGUAGGAACUGGGGGGGCAGGAAACCCCCUCCCUUGCUGUGUAGCCUGCCCUCUCCCCUUUUGGGGGUCCCUGCCCAUUUUAGUGUCACAUUUUGGGGGGCAGCGGCUACGGACUGGGCUGCAGGUUCACCCGCAGUCUCAUUUGUGGGCACUGCUGUAAAGCUGAGCAGCCGGGGAGCCUGCAGAUGUACCCCAAUGUUGGAGGGGGCCCCCUGCCCUGCACUCUGUCGCCCCCUGCCAUUGCCCCGGGUAUGUACAGAUGAGGGGGGAGAAUUAGACUCGCGGGGGGGGGUUCCCAGGUGUAGCCCACCUUCAGCGCUGCAUUCAAGGGAGGGGGGCAAAUGGACUUCCAAUCUCGCUGUGGCCCUAACGCGCAGAAUAAAGAGCUGGAACUGGCUACGGACUGGCACAGAGCGGGCACCACAGCGGGCACCUUGGGACUGACGGUGUCUCGGAGAAGCUGCCGGAGCUUUCCAAGCAAUUGGCAAACGAGACUGUGAGAUGCUUUUCUCUUACAUUGUAUUUCUAUUCAUUUUAGCCUGGUUUCCUAUGGAAAAGAAGGCUAAUAAAGUAACCUGUACCCUGA
Messenger RNA from Xenopus tropicalis (tropical clawed frog), 6619 nucleotides. It is a transcript of the gene eif4g3, whose product is annotated as eukaryotic translation initiation factor 4 gamma, 3. Gene Ontology annotation, molecular function: RNA binding. Gene Ontology annotation, cellular component: cytoplasm. The transcript is spliced from 35 exons. NCBI's taxonomy places the organism in Eukaryota, Metazoa, Chordata, Amphibia, Anura, Pipidae. The record is from RefSeq and is a predicted model, not a curated record. The coding region runs from base 397 to 5619 and encodes 1740 amino acids.